AUGGAAAUUCAACAAUUAACUCAAAAAAUUGAAGAAAUGAACGAACACAUGAAUCGAUUGAUGGAACAACAAGAAGAAUCCUCUUCCAAACAACAUCAUUUACUUCAACAAUUAACUAUUCGAAAUUCACUGCAGCCAAAUCGUCGUGGCGAUGAGAACAACAACAAGGAAAAUCCUUCGACAACUGCUAUCAAUUCAUUGUCAUCUUCACAUUCUGCCACACUACUGAUGGACCUUAUGAAGAAUUCUACACUCAUUCAACAAAUCGUAUUGGAUCCUCUCAAAUUGAAAUGCAUGAACGAUAUGAAAUUUCACAAAAAACGAUCCAUUGAUAGCUCGUCUUUCAUUGAUUACAUAAGUGUUGGAGUGAUGAGUUCGAUUCAACCUCGAUAUAUGAAUUUAACACUAUCCAUGUUAAGAAUGGGAUGGCUUUUAAAUUUUGAACAUAAAAGAGUCUUUGUUUUGGACCCAAUUCCAAAACGAAAAGAAUUGGAAACGAAUUCAGCUUAUGAAAGUGUCUUUUGGAAGAAGAAACAAUUUUUCAUCGAUGGCUAUGAAAUGACAAGCGAAGAAAUUGAUCAACAUUUGAAGAAGAAGAAAAAUAACGAAGAAACUUUAUAUCUUGAUCAACAUUCAUUGGAUUUAGUUCAGAAUUAUUUUGUGAACAUUUUUGAGCAUGUCGAUCCCAAUUUCAUUUCCAUGAAAGCCGAUUCAUCGUUCGAUGGUUGGUCUGACGAGUGGAAACGAAGUCAAUCUGCAUUUAUCUACGCAUUGAAAUAUGUUGUGGAGCGAUUUUCUUCGCCAUGGUAUUUUGUGGUGGAUACGGAUUCGUAUGUGGAUUCGCAUUGUCUUGGAAAUUUCUUUCAAUAUUAUGGUCAAUGGACGUAUUUUUGCCCUCUUGCUUUAGGUGACAGCAAACAGGGAUUUAUGGGAGGACCUGGAUUGAUGUUUAAUCAUCGAGUGAAGGAUAUACUUCAAAAACAUAUUAAGGAAUGUGUGGAAAACACAAAAAAAGGAGGAAGUUGGGAUAUAGGAUUGAAUGGAGAUCAUCGAAUUGAGAGGUGUCUCAAACAUGGAGGAAUAACCAUUCAACACGCCAAAGAAUUUAUUCAGGCUCACUGGACUCGAGAUGAGUAUGAAUAUAAGAGCAUGAAAUGUGUCAUGAGUUUGCACUAUGUCAAAACUGUGGAGGAUCAACGAGAAAAAUUUGAAAAAGAACUUGCCAAGUACUGUGAAGGUCAUUUGUAUUCGUAUUUGUGA
This is a messenger RNA of Naegleria fowleri, 1260 nucleotides long. RefSeq lists its product as uncharacterized. The transcript is spliced from 2 exons. The record is from RefSeq and is a predicted model, not a curated record. Bases 1 to 1260 code for a protein of 419 amino acids. Lineage: Eukaryota; Heterolobosea; Eutetramitea; Acrasida; Naegleriidae.